Mytilus californianus (California mussel) is the source of this 7451-nucleotide messenger RNA. RefSeq names its product SHC-transforming protein 1-like. Gene Ontology annotation, biological process: intracellular signal transduction; cell surface receptor protein tyrosine kinase signaling pathway. Gene Ontology annotation, cellular component: plasma membrane. NCBI's taxonomy places the organism in Eukaryota, Metazoa, Mollusca, Bivalvia, Mytilida, Mytilidae. The transcript has 13 exons. The coding region runs from base 111 to 1616 and encodes 501 amino acids. The record is from RefSeq and is a predicted model, not a curated record. Gene Ontology annotation, molecular function: receptor tyrosine kinase binding.
CUUAAUAUCCCUGUUAUCAGACAUAUGGUUACAUUUUGUACAAUAUGUUUUAUUUACAAUGUCAUCAUUGUACCAUAUCUGCAUGAGUAACCAUCUGGAACCAUUUGUAAAUGUGCAUAACUUUGAAUAUAAUGGAUAAGCAUAAAAAGGGGAAGAAGCAACCUUCUGAAUGGUCAAAAACUGGGAGUUUUAUGCACAAACCAGAAAGAGGCUGGAUUCAUCCAGAUGCACAGAUAAAGCCUGAUGCUGGUGUAUGCUAUGGAGUAAGGUAUAUAGGAUGCCUGGAGGUCAAAGAGUCAAUGAGGCAACUAGAUUUUGAUACAAGGACAGCACUAGCUAGGGAAGCUAUAUGCAGGGUAUGUGAAGCAGCAGGGUUGAAGACAGCAAAGAAACGUAAAGUAGAUAAAAAGUUAGUAAAAAUGUUAGGUGAUGCACCAAAGAUGCAGUAUGCAGGGUCAAAUGUCAACUUGACAAUCACAACAGACUGUCUCACACUUAUUAUAAUGGAAUCUGGAGAGAUGAUAGCCAAUCACCAGAUGCCUGGAAUUUCUUUUGCGUCAGGAGGAGAUUCUGAAACACUAGACUUUGUAGCUUAUGUUGCUAAAGACGCAGCUAAUGGUCGAGCAUGUCAUGUGUUAGAAUGUGGAGGUGGAUUAGCAGAAGAUGUUAUAACUACAAUAGGACAAGCUUUUGAACUACGUUUCAAAGAAUAUCUAAAAAAUCAACCAAAACCAGUUACAGUCCAGGACCCCACAGAGAAAGGUAUUGCAGACAGUGAUGCCUGGGGAAAUGAUGAAAGUGACUAUUAUAAUGACCGACCUGAUGCAAGACCUCCUCUAGCUGAAGCUGCAACAGGAAAUGCUAAUUAUUCAGCACCCAAGUCUAACCUGCCUAUAAGUGAUGGCUUGUAUGCCUCUGUAAAAGAACCUCCUCAGCUUUAUGAUGUACCUAAAGACCAACCUCUGAUUGACUUUGGUGCCACUGGUGGACAGACAUAUGACAAUAAAGAGGGUCAGGUGUAUGAUAAUAAAGAAAGCGUAUUCAAUGGUGAUGCUGAGUUUGAGGGUAAUAUGUAUGACAAUAAAGAAAAUGUUAUGGAAGAACCAACAACAAAUGGGGAUGCGUUUGACAUGAAUCCAUUUCAAUCAUCCCUACAGAACACAGAAACAGAACCAGAGCUUCCCCAGCGACAGUUUGCAUCAGACAGUAUGGUUGUACAUGAGCCCUCUCGACCUGAAAUACCACAGCGACCUCAACCUAAAUUACCAGAGGAAGAUAGUAUCCCUAAACAUAAUAUAGCUCCUAUGUUUGAGACAUGGUAUCAUGGUCAAUUACCAAGAAAGCAGGCUGAAAAACUUCUGCAGAAAGAUGGUGAUUUUCUAGUUAGGAAAAGUUCAAACGACCAGAAUCAAUACGUCUUGAGUGGUAGACAAAAUGGUGUUAUUAAACACUUGUUAUUAGUUGACCCAGAUGGCAUUGUACGAACCAAAGACCAUACAUUUGAAAGUGUUCCUCAUUUAAUAAAAUAUCAUAUGAAACAUGGACUUCCAAUUGUUUCACAAGAAAGUGAACUUCAUUUGGUUAGACCAGUCAGCAACAACUACACCAACUGUUGACCAUAAUUGUUAGUCUAUCAUAUUUCAGUAACUGGUACGUUGUCGUAUUGUUUUAAUUUGGUGCCAGUUGCAGUUGCCGUUCUUUUAUUCACAGGAUAUUUAACAUGAUAAUCUCUUUUUAAACUGUUACUUUUGUAAUUAGUGAAGAGAUAUCAACAAAAGCUAAACCUUAGCUUUGAUUUCUGAAAGUAUUGUUCAAUUACAAAAAAAAAGUACUCUUCCUUUAUUUGUAUGAUAUAUGAAUAUAGUAGAAAUGCAUAAUACUGUCACAAUUGAGAGCAUUCUCUUACAGGUGAAUCGAUGUAAAUGAAAUAAUUUAUAAGAUACUUCACACUCAUAACAUGAUUUUUUUAACAAUGUUAAUUUGAACUUUGUAUCACUUUUUAAACUAUCACUUGUUCUUGUCUUUGUUGUUUUUAAUGCUGAUCAAGCUAACAUUUAUAACCUGAUUUUAAUUUUUGAAAAGAUUUAAGUUCUGUAUGUGUUUUGUAUGGAAAAUAUUCAUAAUUUUUAAAAAAAAAAUAGUUUUAAGUACAAAAAUCACUUUUGAAUUUAAUUUAUAAUUAAGAGCAUUGAAAUAUAAGUGUAAAUGGAGAAUCAAUAAGUGCCAUUUUAAAUCAUAGCAUAGCCUUGAAAUAGCUACAUGUUACAAUUAGAUGGGUUUUUUUUUUAAAUACAAUAGAUAUUUUAGUGUGCAUGACAUUGUAACAGGGCAGGACCUCCAAUCAGAUUGUGUAUAUAGAUUUUUGUAUAGGUAUAAUUAUAGCUUUAAGCAGUUGUUUUGAGUGGAUCAACAAAUACAUUGUAUAUAUUGUUACGAGUAAUUAUUUUAUUACUUUGUUUUAGUGUAAGUAAACUAUUCCAUUUUUUGUUAAUGAGCUUAUUUUGAUUAUUUAUUGUUAAUGAAAUUUUAGUAUAUAUUUAUUUCUUAUUAACAUUUUUUUGUUCCAUUUUAUACUUGCUGGCAUUUUAGAUGCUAAUUAGUAUUAUUCUUUUGUGUGGCAGUCAUACUUUACUAAAUGAAGAGUGCUUGUUAUUAUUUUGAAGUGAUUUUUUUAUAAGCUGAAGUAUUUAGAGUUUUGUGGAUCAAUGUAAACAUAUGAUAUAUAUUUCAGUGCAAAAAGACACAAUGUUCUAGAAUAACUUGUUAUCAGAUAUGCUGGUGAAAAAAGUUUGGGAAGUUAAAAAAUCUAAAAGCAUCAAAACCAAAGGGCUGAAACACAACAACCCAAUGUCAAAGGUCAAUUUACCUUUAUAGGGAUAAACUUAAUAUAAUGUAAUUCAAUAAAUGAAAAGUAAAUCAAAAUGUAUAAUUUAAAAUUAUGCCAAUACAAAUGGCUACACAUGGUUAAAUAUUGCCAAUUGACCAAUAUUGAUGGAAUAUUUUGAAGUGUUCAACAAGCUUUGACAGAAGACACCUUGCAAUGUUUUUUUCAAUUGUAAAUACAUUUUUGUCAAGCAUGCGAGGUCGGCGUCAUCAACAUUUAGGUUAAAGUUUUUAAGACAUCAAUAACUUUGUCAAACCUACAUGGAAUUUUAUGAAAUUUGGGCAGAAGCUUGUUUAUGACCAAAAUACAGUAUCCAGAGCAAAAUUUUGAAAAUAUUUAUUUUAAUUUUUCUGUAUUUUACUGAUAAAUGGACUUAGUUUUUUUUUUUGACAGUUAACAUUCAGAUUUAGUCUGAGGAUAAAGUUUUUCAGUCAUCAAUAACUUUGUCAAACCUUCAUGGAAUUUUAUGAAAUUUGAACAGAAGCUUGUUUAUGACCAAAAGACAGUAUCCAGAGCAAAGUUUUGUUUCUAUAUUUUACUGAUAAAUGGACUUAAGUGUUUGUACAGUUAACACUGAGGCUCAGUCUGAGGUUAAAAGUUUUGCAGUCAUCAAUAACUUUGUCAAACCUUCAUGGAAUUUUAAGAAAUUUGGACAGAAGCUUGUUUAAGGACAAAAGAAAGUAUCCAGAGCAAAAUUUUGAAAAUAUUUAUUUUCAUUUUUCUGUAUUUAACUGAUAAAUGGACUUAGAUUUUUAUGCCCCACCUAGGGGCAUUAUGUUUUUCGGUCUGUGCGUCCAUUCGUUCGUCCGUUCAUCCGUCCGUCUGUCCCGCUUUAGGUUUAAGUUUUUGGUCAAGUUUUUUAUGAAGUUGAAGUCUAAUCAACGUGAAUCUUAGUACACAUGUUCCCUAUAUGAUCUUUCUAAUUUUAAUUCCAAAUUAGUUUUUUGACCCAAAUUUCUCGGUCCACUGAACAUAGAAAAUGAUAGUGCGAGUGGGCAGGUUAAAGUUUUUGGUCAAGGUUGUUUUUGAUGAAGUUGAAGUCCAAUCAACUUGAAACUUAGUACACAUGUUCCCCAUGAUAUGAUCUUUCUAAUUUUAAUGCCAAAUUAGAGUUUUUACCCCAAUUUCACAGUCCACUGAACAUAGAAAAUGAUAGUGCGAGUGGGGCAUCCAUGUACUAUGGACACAUUCUUGUUUUUACAGUUAACAAGUAAAUGCAGUCUGGGGUUAAAGUUUGUUACACAUCAAUUACUUUGUCAAACUUUCAUAGAGUUUUAAAAAACUUUGGCAGAAGCUUUUUAAUGAUUAAGAGAUAAUGUCUGGAGCAAACCUUUGAAAACUUUUUUUUUUUAUUUUUAGUAUUUUUCUGAUAGAUGGACUUCGUUUUCUACAGUUAACAUUUACAGACAGAAUUGGGAAAAGUUUUUUUUUUUUUUAAAUUCUGUAUUUUACAGUUAAAUGGACUCACUUUUUAAGCCAAUUAAACUUUUACACUGACAGCAGCAAUCGCAGGCGAAACACAGGGUUCCGCGGAACCUCUUACAUUUUUUUUUACUUCAUCUUCUUUUAUGUUGGAAUUCCUUGUUUGAUAUUUUUGUUAAAAUAACCAUUAAAAAUUUGACAAUUACAGGUAUUUUUUUGAUAACUCAAUUUUUUUUCUGGCACAUCUUUGUGAUAUUUUUAUACUGUAUUAAGGUUAUAUAUACGAGCACCCUUUUUAAUUUUGCUGAUUUUCUAAAGUUCUUUCCAGAAUUAUUGGACUUUAUUUGUAGGAGUCCAGUUUUCAUUAACACAUAAUUCCAUAAAAUCAUUUAAUGAUGAAAUUCAUGAGACGAGAAGAAGUAGUGCUACAUAACAGCUGAUUAUUUUUCAGUCACUUGUAGCUCUGUUAUAAUUAUAUGCUUUAAAUUAUGAAGGAUUAUAGAUCAUUUUUUUGUUGGGAAGGAUAUUUUACUACAUUAUAAAAAAAUUAGGGUUGUGAUAUGUGGGUAUUCUAAAUUGAUUUUGUUAAAUUUCUACGUCUGCUUAAGAAGUAAAUUUAAUGGAAGCAAAAUCGGGGUAUAUGCUUCAGUAUAGAUUGAUCUACAUUUGACAUAAAUUUUAGUUCAGACAGGUUUUGUCUAUAAAUUCUGAAUCUGAAUACUGUAGAUUUAUUUGAAUACCUAAUGUGAAAUGUUUAAGGACAUUUAAUCAUAAAGGCAACUUAAGAUUAAAUGUGGUUUAAUGUUGGUUAGUAUAAAAAUGCAUUUUGUGGUUUUAUACUGAACAAACAGUAGGCACAUAUGAUAUGUUAAGACACAUUUUUUUGAUUUAGAAAAAUGAACAAAAGGAGAUAUUGGAUCAAUAAACCAGAAACCAAACAACAGAAGCAAAAUAACUAGUAUACUUGUGCCAUUUUUUGGAUAUAUGAUUUGUAUUCCAUUAAUGUUGAACUGUAAAAUCACAAAUUUUCUUUGGGACUGAAUUUCUUUUAUUGGGUCGAUAGAUGCUGUCCGAUAGAUGGUGUCCGAGAAAUAAAAACUGCAACGAAAAAAUACCAUUUAGGAAAAGAUUAAUUUCAUAUUCUGCAAACCACUAAGAAUGCUCCCUACUUAACCGAUUUUUAAGACAAAACCAUGAAAUUUUAACUUUUUGAAAAAUAAAUGUUACUACAGUAAAUUAACCUAUCAUUCCUUGUGAGAUUAAUCAAAUGAAUAGAAAAGAGAAUGGAGAAUGGUAAAAUAUAGGGAAUACAUUUAAUUCAUAAGUAAAAACAUGGUAACGGUUUUGAUAUGCAUAUAAUAUUUAAAUAGUGACAUAACCUUAAAAGAGAAAAGAAGGAGAAAAAAACAUACAGCAGAAUUUGUUUCAUUUUAAUAAACAAGACAACCCUAACUGAAAUAAAGGGAUAUAACUCUAGAUCAUGCACUGUAUGGACACUAGCUCAUUUUUAUCCUGUUUACAUGAUCCUUUGUAUUUUUAUAAGCAUCUCCUUUAUUUAAGAGAUUUUCAUACAUUCCAUUAUUGAUUUAAUUACUAGAUUUGCAGAUUGUUUAGUUUCAAGUGCAUCUUCAAGUAUAUAUUUACUAUUGUUUUAACUCAAGUGAUGAUUGUUAACAUAUAACAUGAUCAUCUCAAACUUGUUAUUGUAAACAUUAUUGCCACUUUAAACUUUUGUUAGUAUUGACCAGAUUGUAGCUAUUUUAUUGAUGUAAAUUUUUGCACACAUAAAUUUAUGUAGAAUAUUAGAUCACUUUGACCUACAUAGAAAAAAUUAAAUAUCAUAAAAUGACCCAUUGGAAAUCAUCCAUAAACAAAGAAGUAUUUUUAAUAAACAAAGUGUUCGGGAUUACAGGGUCCAAUGAGGUAUGUAUAAAAUCUGUUUGUCUCACCUGCAAUCAAAGUCACAGAAUACUAGACACAAUGAUACUAAGCUGGCAGGAACAGCAGUAAUUAAUUGUAUUAAGCUAUAUUAUUUUAAUGUAGAAAAGCUAGACUUCCACAUUUUGAAAAAAAGAUAGCUUAUGUUCUGUUUUGUCUGGCAUAUGUUUCAUUCCUUGACCUGAUUUUCAUAGUUCAGGACCUUCUCGAGCCAACAUUUAUUUUUUUCCCUAGACUGUUUCCCAGUAACUAUGAGAUAGUGGUCAACCAUAAUUGGUGUACAGAUUCAUUAUUGUAAGGUAUACAUGUAAAAAAAUGUCUUAUGUUAGACUCUCUUUCAACUGCUACUUAAUCAACAAUGAAUUAUUACAGUUAGAAUUGCAUUCAUGUCCGUCCUUAUUUUUUCAUUCCUUAUUUAAGACUAUAACUUCUUUUUUGAAAUUAAAGAAAUAAUUUUAUUUUCAUAACAGGCUAAAUAUUAUACCUGUCCAUUCCUUUGUUUAUCAUAUAUGAUAAUCUGGAAAUUAAUAUGUAUGAAACUAUGAAUCAUUUACACUGUAAUAUAGAAGGCAUUUUCUAAUCUCUAAAUAAAUGGUUGUGUAAUUUUCCUUUCAGAAUAAUCUUGAAACUAAUUUAGUGAGUGGCUAGUUUUUUUUUUCAAAAUGUCUUUCCUCCCUUGAUACUUUCUAUAUUUCAUCCGAAUCAGCUUUAGUUUAUAUUCAGUUUGAAGAUAACAUUUGUUUGUGUAUGCUUGUGAUAAUGUGUAUACUAGUCAUGACUUCAAACUAUAUAAUCAUUUUAUAGUCUUGUAAAAUUGUACAUAGCAGAGCCUGUCUUGGCCAUCAGAUUUUAGCAGAUAGAAUCUAUUUCAGUUAUUGAGUGAAGUUAAAAGUAACCACUAACACAUUCUUGCAAAAGGAUUAAAUAAUCUCAAUAAAAUGAUUAUGAGAUUUUAUUCUAGUAAAAUUGUUCAUAAAAAAAUCCUUUUCAGUUCUUUUAUACAUUUAAAUUAAGAUGCAUUUAAUGUUUUCAUAAAUAUAGCAUUGAAAAGGCUUCAAAGUAUAUUUUGCAGUUCAAGACAGGUUCUAUUACAUAUAAUUAACAUUCAUAAUCAUGUCAUAUAGCUGUAUUUUAUUCCAGUAGAAAGAAUUUUGUUAAUAACCAUUAAUUUAUGAUCAUGAUGGCAAAUAAUAAAAGUGAUACAUUC